Messenger RNA from Silurus meridionalis, 2064 nucleotides. It is a transcript of the gene stap2a, whose product is annotated as signal transducing adaptor family member 2a. The transcript is spliced from 11 exons. Lineage: Eukaryota; Metazoa; Chordata; Actinopteri; Siluriformes; Siluridae. The record is from RefSeq and is a predicted model, not a curated record. Gene Ontology annotation, molecular function: signaling adaptor activity. The coding region runs from base 261 to 1355 and encodes 364 amino acids.
CGUCACCCGGUUGACAUGUGCUCGGCUCCACCCCUAGUAGGUGGAGCAAAAUUAGCUCCGGAUCCAUUCCCAGUAGGUGAAGCUGGAUCAGCUUUGACUCCACUCCUAUUAGCUCCGUCUCCGCCCACUGGAUCUGUGGUCCUGCAGGGUAGGGAGCUUGGGUUUUGACCCUCCUGGUUUGCGACCCUUUCGGCUUUCUAAGUGCUCCGCGCUUUGUCCCCGCGCUGUCGGUCCAUUCACAUCCCGAGCUGGCUACGGCCAUGGCGGCGGCACCGGUGAAGCAGCGGACCGGCUCAAGCCGAGCUCAGCUUCCGCCCUGCUAUUAUGAGGGAUAUUUGGAGAAACGGGGACCUAAAGAGAAGGUGUCCCGGCGACUAUGGACAUGCCUGUGUGGGAACACCUUAUACUUCUUCAACAAUGCGAAGGACACACAUUAUGUAGAGAAACUGGACCUGAGUGGGUUUGUGUCUCUGAUCGAUGAUUGCAGUCGGGACAGGAAUCUGGAGGCAGCCAGAAUGAAUUUACGCAUGAAGGAUGGAGAGACCAAACUAACUGCUCCUAACUUGGAGGCACGAGAGUUGUGGAAAGGCUUCCUCUACUCUGUGGUGGAUCUGGCAGUGCCCACGACUUUAACCCUGCUGCCUGGCCAACUUCACAUGCUGAAGGAGGUGGUGGAGAAAGAGAGACAGAGACGAAGAGCUCGAUCACUCUCCAGAGCUCCCUCCUCUCCCCUCUCUCUCCCUCUGGUGGGAGAGAUCCCAGCCUGUUUCAGGCCUGUCUCUCGUACAGAAGCUGAGGUUCUAUUAGAACGUCACCCAGACUGUGGGAACAUGCUGCUAAGACCGGGCAGAGACGGAACCUCACUCGCGGUGACCACACGACAAGAUCUUAACGGCUCAGUGUUUAGACACUAUCGAGUUACCCAAAAGCCUCAGGGAGGUUACAUCAUUGACGUGGAAAACCCGAUCCCAUGUCCCACCCUUUAUGAUGUCAUUAACGCACUAGUGGAAAAAACAGCCGGGACGCUUCAGCCUUUUCUACUGGAGGAGCCUUAUGAAGAGAAUAUCACAUAUAUUUCCUCCAACGACGAGAAUGGAGAGCGAAUGCUACACUGCGCACCCACUGUUACUUUCCCCAGAGGACCCUCACUUCCCCCAAAAGGAACAGAGAGAUGGACAUUGAGAUCUCACUCGAAAUCUCCCAGUCCAUCUCACAGGUCACUUAGCCCUCCAGGGUCACCAUCCAGCCCUAUGAGACGCCUGGUGCUCUCACCCUCGCCCUCACCACUAACACAGACAGCUUUCACAGAGGAGCUAAAACAAAAACUGGAGAAGAGGCGCACCAGCCAGGACUGACUUCUUGCUUCUUAUCAGCCAAUCAGCAGCAUGGCCUCAUCUCCUGGCUGUCUGAUUCUGCCAGUGCCUUUGUGAUGAACAGUCACUUCUCUUAUUUUCAUUGUGCGUCGUUAACGAAGCUGAAGGAAAAAAAAGAAAAAGCUCCAGGAGAAUCUUCUGUCAUUGGACUGGACCCUACAAGAAGGACACAAGGGACAGAUAAAUCAGAGCAUAAAGAAUCAGUGUUUCUUCUAACAUGACUAAUGAUGCUUCAUAGCAGAUAGGUGAAUUAUGUGGAGAGACAAUGUUUCCUCUGAUUUUUCACAUCAGUACUAAACUGCUCUGAUGUUCUUCUAAUGUAACUGCCAUGAACAUUCCAGAAUUUCAUACGUGUUCUAAAGACAGCCGUUAAAAAUGUAAAAUGUCAUUUAAUGCAUUUUGUCAACAGCUGCAGCAGGAAAAGAUCAUCUCCAAGAAUAUACUCGUGUUAGGACAGAAGUUUCAGCUGUGUAAGUUACUACUCUGAACAGUGUGUACGAUGUUUCUGUAGUGAGGUGAAAUGUUUUUGGUGCUUCACAUUGAAUACUAGACUGGUUCUUCAUUAUUGCUUCGUGUAAUGAACGUGCAUGGUGCUAUUGUUUGUAUAUAGAGUUUGUGUGUGUAUCACUGUUCAUUUUUUUUUUUUCUUUUCAUAUUUAUUGGAAUAAAAGGGACAGAUUUUCAAUAAUGA